This is a messenger RNA of Dendronephthya gigantea, 967 nucleotides long. Its product is annotated as riboflavin-binding protein-like. The record is from RefSeq and is a predicted model, not a curated record. The transcript has 3 exons. NCBI's taxonomy places the organism in Eukaryota, Metazoa, Cnidaria, Anthozoa, Malacalcyonacea, Nephtheidae. Gene Ontology annotation, cellular component: external side of plasma membrane. Gene Ontology annotation, molecular function: signaling receptor activity; riboflavin transmembrane transporter activity; riboflavin binding. The coding region runs from base 281 to 967 and encodes 228 amino acids.
UAUGCAUAUUGUCUAAAGUUAUAUAAGCCGACUCAAAUGCAAAUUACAACGAUGCAGUAUUGCAUGCCACGCACACGGUUAUACCAUUUGUACUUAUAGUCUUAAGUUUCGAUCACGCUUUUCUGACAGUAUUUCAGCUUGAUAGUUGAUUCUGUGCUCUACCAAGUACCAAUCUAAAUCGGAUCUAAAUCGGAUCUAAAUCGGAUCUUACAUCAGCAAUUGUUGACAGAAUAUUAUACUGUAAUUAAAAACCAACCGUUUCAUAAAGCAUAAUUUGAAAAUGUCUACCAAAGUCGUGUUGCAAACAUUCGUCAUAUUGACGCUGUUUUAUAUUUCGUCUGGGGCAGAGCAAUGCUUGCCUGGGACCUAUCACAAGAAGAUAUCGUCUCCAGCAACUGAAGAUUAUCCUGAGUGCAAAGCAUGGAGCAAUGAUACAUGUUGUACCGCGAAUUUUACUCAGACGUUACACAAGACGCAAACCAGAGAGCUGUAUAAUGGCUUUCAUUGGGGACAUUGUAAAAACAUUAGCAAGCCAUGCGAGAAAUUUCUUUUUGAAGAAGAAUGUUUCUAUUCUUGUGAACCUCGUCUGUACAGAUGGCAUACCGGUAAUGCUACAAUAAAAAACGUCCCUAUAUGUGGAGACUACUGCGAUUCUUGGUAUGAAGCGUGUAAAGAUGACGAAACAUGCAUAAAAAAUUGGUUAAUUGGCUUCGAUACUCCGGAUAACACGUGUCCAAAAGACGCUAAAUGUCAAACAUUUAAGGAGAUGUACGGCAGUGGCAAAGAGGUAUGCAAUAAGAUGUGGGGAACAUCAUUCCGUUAUGUUGACCCAAAGUGCCCAUGUAGUAGAAUGGAUCAACCUAUUCCAAGCAACGUUGAUGAAACAUCCACUUGCUCAGGUGGUGAAAAAAUGAUGGCCUCGUUCUAUGGCUUUUAUCUCAUUUUCAUGGCUAUUAAGUUGUCUUAG